Molecule: messenger RNA, 1563 nt
Organism: Psilocybe cubensis
Lineage: Eukaryota; Fungi; Basidiomycota; Agaricomycetes; Agaricales; Agrocybaceae
Exons: 9
Coding region: 1-1563 (520 amino acids)
Biological process (GO): adenylate cyclase-modulating G protein-coupled receptor signaling pathway
Cellular component (GO): heterotrimeric G-protein complex
Molecular function (GO): guanyl nucleotide binding; G protein-coupled receptor binding; G-protein beta/gamma-subunit complex binding
Source: RefSeq, a predicted model, not a curated record
AUGCGUUCUCCAUCGUUGUAUAGUCAGGAUGAUCCAAUUACUGCAGCUAUGAAACCGCCCUCCACAGAGACAGACUCGGAGCGGGCUCUCCGUCUUGAGGCAGAGGCAGAGGCGAAAAGAGUCUCUGAACAAAUAGACGAGGAUCUGCGAGAGGAGCGAGAAAGGCUGAAGAAGAAGAAAAGCGAUGUUAAGUUAUUACUGUUGGGCCAAGCCGAAAGUGGAAAAUCCACGCUUCAGAAGCAGUUCCAACUCAUGUACAAGCCCAAUUCUAUCGACCAGGAACGCUCUUCGUGGACAGCUGUCAUUUAUUUCAAUGUUGUGCAUUCUUUGAAACAGAUCUUAAAUACAUUGGAGCAGUGGGAUGAUGUCUUGGACGACGAAAACGGCGACAUUCUAGAUAUCGCCCCUGAACCUUCACACAGAGCCAAAGGCAAUGGAAUCGCCGACCAACCCUCACCCUCGACCUCGUUGAUGGGCGGCAAUGGCACCGUCAACGGGUCUCCUGGAUCUGUCGCUCACUCUGAUGCCCCUAGUACUUCAAACGCUGCUGGUUCAUCUAAGGAUGCAGGGGCUAUCCAGAUAGGACAAUUACGCCGCCGACUUUCUCCCCUCAUGGCUGCCGAAUCCCAGUUGGCUGACCGAUUAAGUGGGGGCAUCACGGUCUCCGGUUCUGGCAAAGGAGGGGUUUACGUACGUAGUGGGUGGCAAGCACGCACGAUCGAAAAUGCCCUGACAAUGAUCAAACGACCAUCUACUGCUAACGAGAAGAGACCUCGUAUAAGCGAGUCACAGGAUUUUACCCCAGACCCCAUGGUCCAAGAAAUCGGUCGCAUGCUGGAGGCUUGCGAGGAAGAUAUCCAUGAGCUUUGGAGCAACCCAACGGUCAAGGGCAUGAUUGCCAAACGACGUUUGAAGUUGGACGAAUGGUCCGAGUUUUUUUUGAGGCAUAUAUCGCGUGUAGCAUCGCCGGAUUACGUGCCAACCACCGACGACAUCUUGCACGCCCGCAUUCAGACAAUGGGCGUGGCAGAGCAUAUAUUUGAUGUUAAUAUCCAUGGAAAGUUGGUGACCUGGCAUCUUUUCGACGUUGGCGGUGCUAGGGGCCAGCGACACUCGUGGGUACCAUAUUUCGACGAUGCCAACGCGAUAAUCUUUGUUGCCCCUGUGAGCGCAUUUGAUCAGUACUUGGAGGAAGAUCCUCGUGUCAACCGUAUCGACGACUCCCUGCAACUUUUCACGCAAGUGUGCUCAAAUGCCCUUUUGAAGAGCGUUCAUCUUGUCCUUUUCCUAAAUAAGACUGAUCUCCUGAAGGCAAAAUUAGACAAGGGUCUGAAAGUUCGCAAAUACAUCACGUCCUUUGGAGAACGAUCCAAUGACUACGAAACCGUUGUCCAAUAUUUCCGUGCCCACUUUUUACAAGUACACAGGCGGAACAACGAAAAUCGCCGUGUUCUCUAUACCCAUUUUACCAGUGUAGUGGAUACCAAGGCGACUCAGCGCAUUAUUGGAAACGUUCGCGAUUCCAUUUUCCGCGGAUAUCUUCAAUCCGCAGCUUUGGUUUAA